Messenger RNA from Rhinocladiella mackenziei CBS 650.93, 1509 nucleotides. RefSeq lists its product as uncharacterized. The transcript has a single exon. The record is from RefSeq and is a predicted model, not a curated record. NCBI's taxonomy places the organism in Eukaryota, Fungi, Ascomycota, Eurotiomycetes, Chaetothyriales, Herpotrichiellaceae. Gene Ontology annotation, molecular function: protein binding. The coding region runs from base 1 to 1509 and encodes 502 amino acids.
AUGGUCGACACCGGCCCCAGAAAGGGAUCUCUCAAUUUCCUCAACCCUUUCCAGUCGAACCCCAACAGUCGAUCUAGUUCAAGGGCACCCUCUCUAUCUGAUCUUUCCGUUCAAGAUGUCAGCCCAGAUCCAAAAUCUCCCCCUAGAACUCGGCUCAGGAAGAUCUCUACUCCGAACAGCUCCACAUCGAGUCUGAAGAAGCGCGGCCUAGAGCAGUCUCGAUCACGCAACUCCUCGUUUCCAGCAAUAGAUGUUGCGGACGAAUGGGACAGAGACGCGCAGACCGGUGAGCGAAAGGACUAUACUGACUUGCUUCACGGUCUAGUUCAUCGGGAAUCUGCUGAAUCACUUGCGGAAAGGGCUCAACGAGUGUGGGAUGGAAUCCCUCCUAAGCCAGCCUCGGAACUCUUGUCAAGAUUUCCACAACACCUUUGGAAUCGAAUUAUAGAAAACCUCGGACCGGCAGAUACAGCAAGUCUAGCUCUCUCGUGCAAAUCUUUUCGAGAUUUGGUGGGAACGGAUGUCUGGACCAACCUCAACGCGGAUGAAAAUCACGAUAUCAAAACCGACUUUCUUGGGCGACUGGAUGGUGACCUUCCAAAUCACCUCCUCUGCUUCCCUUGCGCAAUCUACCAUGUUAGGACUCAAAAGGGGAAAGAAGAUUUGCGACCGACCAACAUCUCGAAUCCCAUUUUUAAUUGCCCCAACGCCUUUAACGUUGUGAAGAAAGUUUCGCGAACGAGGCUCACAGUCGGUCGGUCACUACCGUUUCCCUUUGUCCAACUUAUUCUCAGAGCGCAUAAACAUACUCCCGAACACGGCAUUCCCCUUGAUUCCGUGUCCCGUCGAUGGAAGGACCGAGACGGAGAAUGGUCUCAUCAGACUCGCUAUGCUGUUGUCAAUGGGCAUCUUCUGGUCCGGGUAACCAGCUCAGCCUUUGCAGCACCUGCUCUUCCUCCUGCGGGAUUGCGCAAGCUUCUUUAUUCGCACAACGAUAAUUUCAAUCCCUUCUUCUCGGUUUGCUCACACUGGAGAGAUGGUGAGCUCAUGCAGUCGGUCAAAUGCGCCCUCAGUCAUAUUCCAAAGCCACCAGAGGGAAGUGGGAGAGCAGGCACUGCCGCAAAUGUGAAAUACCGGAUGAACCGACCUAGCCCUCUCAUCACACUUUGUUCAGCAUGUCGACCAAUGCGACGGUGUCCAGAAUGCGCUUCGGAGUAUCUCAUUGAGUUGAGGGUGCAGGAAGACAAAAAUGAUCCUUCAAUGCUGUUUAAGCAUGCGAUCGUGAUCACCCGAUGGAGUGACCUCGGAGAUGGCUCCUCUCCCCGAAGUCCCGAAUGGGCCGCCUGCAACGGGGAAGCAGAAUACGACUCAUUCGCUGCUCUAGGGAGACGUGCCAUCUCUGGAAUUUUUGAAUCACAAUUCACUAUUGACCAGAUACCCGGCCAGCGAAUCAUCUCCAUGAAUCCUAGCAAGGAAAAGAAAGGCGAAGCAGGACACAAUUGGUAUUGA